CAUCAGACGCAAAGCACGCUCAAAGAGCGCAAAGCAGGCGUAAAGCGUGCGCGUAUCGUGUGCGGGAGGUUUUAUAUUUGGCUAGUGUCGCCGGUGUCGCGCUCGAAGAUGGAUGAAAACGCUCAAAUCCAGGCGAAAUUUUUCACCAAGGAUGAACGUUACGCAGUGCCUGACACACCGUUUUCUAUAUCCGGCAGUACAACUCCGGAACAGUUGUCCUCUCUGAUCAACACGCUUCUGCGGGAGUCGUCGGGCGACGCCGAGAACGAUGAGGAACCAACUUUUGACUUCUUGAUUGAGGGAGAGUUGCUGCGGGAGACCCUACAGGAACAUUUGGAAGCACACAAAAUACAGCAGGAAAACGUAGUUCUCGUCGAGUACGUCGAGAAGUGUCCUCCGCCGCUGCCCGUUGAUACUCUCGUUCACGACGACUGGGUCAGCGCCGUGCACACGUCGGACGCCGGUAUCCUAUCCGGAUGCUACGACAACAGCCUGCACAUUUGGGAUCACAGCGGUUCGCGCAAGCUUCUCAUACCGGGCCACGUGGGCCCGAUCAAGUCGGUGAAAUGGGUCUCCGUAGGGGAACCCCUGUGCACCUUCGUCAGUGCGUCUCUCGACGAGACGGCGAUGUUGUGGCAGUGGAACAAGGAGACGAACGCCAUCGAAUCGGUUCAGAUAUGUCGGGGGCACGCAAGGAGCGUUGAUUGCGUGGACGUUAGCUUGGAUAAAAACAACUUCGCGACCGGCUCCUUCGAUCAGAUGCUCAAGGUAUGGAGCGCGGACCCCAGCACUACGCAAUACGACCAAGCGCACGACGACUCUGAAGGCAGCAGAAAGAAGCAGAAGACUGUAGACGGCAAGGCGAAGACGAGGGUUCCCGUGCUGACACUGUCCGGUCACCAUGAAGCCAUCACGGGCGUACAGUGGACCGACGACAAAGAGGUGGCGACGUGCUCGAUGGAUCACACCCUGCGGCUUUGGGACGUCGACUUGGGCGGCAUGAAGACGCAGCUGGUCGGCUCCAAGGCGUUUCUAGAUAUUUCCUAUUCGAGGCUGACUAAUCAGAUCAUUUCUGCCCAUACAGAUAGACACAUUCGCCUCUGGGAUGUCAGGCUGAAGGAAGGAGCCAUGGUAACGUGCACCUAUUCUUCACACUUGGGCUGGGUGUCGUCGGUACACUGGGCCCCAGACUCGGCUCACCACUUUGUUUCUGGAUCGUAUGACGGGUUCAUGAAGCACUGGGACGUGCGCAGCCCCAAGGCUCCGCUGUAUGACAUGACGGGUCACGAGGACAAGGUGCUCGCUGUAGACUGGUCGCUCCAGAAAUACAUGAUCAGUGGAGGUGCGGACUGCCACAUGAAGAUAUUUGAAUUCAAGUAGCCAUUUUAAGUUUAUAUUGUCAUUCAAGGAAGUAACUCUCACUGCAGCAUUUGUGGAUAAAAUGGCAUAUUUGAUAUAUA
Messenger RNA from Dermacentor andersoni, 1460 nucleotides. RefSeq names its product ribosome biogenesis protein WDR12 homolog. Gene Ontology annotation, biological process: ribosome biogenesis. NCBI's taxonomy places the organism in Eukaryota, Metazoa, Arthropoda, Arachnida, Ixodida, Ixodidae. The record is from RefSeq and is a predicted model, not a curated record. Gene Ontology annotation, molecular function: protein binding.